Messenger RNA from Seminavis robusta, 855 nucleotides. Lineage: Eukaryota; Bacillariophyta; Bacillariophyceae; Naviculales; Naviculaceae. The record is from the annotation of a GenBank genome assembly.
AUGACCGAGGCGGCCAAGAGUAUGGCGCGCAACUUUGAACGAACGCAACUCAAAAAGCUCGACGAAGCGGGUUGUUUGGACAUGGCAUGGCCUAUUAGCAUUACAGCUCAAACAGUGGGUUCAUCGGCAGAACAAAGUAUGCGUACGGGCAAUGAUGAGGACGAAAGUCAUAUUUGCACCAAAUUGAUUCAUUUCCAACGGCAUGGACAAGGCUAUCAUAACUUGAUUGGCGAAAUGUACCGUGAUUUUUUGGGAAGGCCCAUUGACUUGGAUGACAAGGACCCUGCCAUGAAUCCCUUUUUGAGAGAAGAAAUGCUGGAUGCGCCACUUACAGAAAAGGGCCGUCAAGAAUGUGCCGCGCGUCGCACACAGGGAGCCAUGCUGUCACCACAAGUGAUGAUUGUAUCCCCAUUGCUACGGGCUAUUCAGACGGCCAUGCUGAGUUUUGGAGAUCACGCGGAUACCGUAGACUGGAUCGCCCACGAGGGAGCUAGAGAACAAACCGGUUUGCUUCAGUGCAACAAACGAAGGACCCGCACCGAGGCAGCACAAGAAUUCCCCCAUGUCGACUUUUCCACGCUGCAAGAUGAUGACGAUGUCAUGUGGCAACCGGAUGCGAGAGAAUCGCCCAAAGAUGAAACGCAACGAAUCUACGAGUUUCUUACGGACUUUAUUAUGAAGAGACCCGAAGAUGAGUUGGCUAUUGUGGGUCAUUCUGCUUGGUUGUUUAGCAUGUGCAACGCCGUCAUUGACUGUGGCGAAGCACAGGAGUUGAGAUCUAUCUUUCAAACAUCGGAGAUCCGGACCAUGAGACUGUCAUUCUACAAGACGGAAGAGAGCCCCGCAUUGCAGUAG